CCUCAUUUUUUCACUUUUCAGGCUUAGGGUUAGGGUUUUACCAGACGGAGAUUCUGGAAAUGGAGCCUGAGAGAAAGCUAUCGGCGGAGGCUGGCUCCGUAUUCCAGGAAGGCAUAGGAUUGGUUCUGUCUCGGUGGUCAGCGCUCCAAUUGGCCGUCGAGAACGAGUGGGGCGGUCGUGACUCGCGCCGCAAAGCGGAGCAACUCGUCGCCGAUAUCUUCUCCUGGUUCAAUCACUCCACAGAGCCUCUUUACAUAGAUGAUUUGGAAGAUAUGCUGAAUGAAGCUAUGCUUUCUCUCAACACUAUGACAGAGGAUGGCAGCAUCGAGGAGGUAGCUGAAAAGUUAAUGAUUAUGCAUGAAGAGUGUUUAAAUUGUAAUUUCAAGUCGAUUGAAAGCCUAAGGGAAGCCAAUCAGCGAAGAGUUGCUCUUCCGCAUGUUAGAGAGGUUGCAAAUGAUGAUGACGAGGAUAGUGACGAAGACAAUGAUAAUAUAGCUCAUAGCAUGGGAAAUGAUGACUCCUCAAACAUGAUGGUAGACAUACCGGAGGCUCAUUUGAACUUAAAUCCCGUAGACGUCUCCAGCAAUGAGUCAAAGCCCAAGCCGUCGGCUGAAGCAGAAGAUGGAUGGGAGGUAGUUGGACCUAGAAAACAUAGGGGUAAAAGGAAUUAGCUUGAACCCCCAAGUGUAUGCAGUUCCCCUAUGUGCUAGUCGUUUUGCUCAACAAUUUUGUCAUCUAAUUCUCUCUGAACUAGGGUGAAUAUAUGUAUAAUCUGGAUAAUAUACAAGUCUUCUAUAUAAUUUCUCAGCAUUAACCAUUAAUCUAUAGAUAAUUGCUUCA
Malus domestica (apple) is the source of this 840-nucleotide messenger RNA. Lineage: Eukaryota; Viridiplantae; Streptophyta; Magnoliopsida; Rosales; Rosaceae. The record is from RefSeq and is a predicted model, not a curated record.